Molecule: messenger RNA, 2982 nt
Organism: Polychytrium aggregatum
Lineage: Eukaryota; Fungi; Chytridiomycota; Chytridiomycetes; Polychytriales
Product: armadillo-type protein
Exons: 15
Coding region: 177-2822 (881 amino acids)
Biological process (GO): regulation of protein catabolic process; proteasome-mediated ubiquitin-dependent protein catabolic process
Cellular component (GO): nucleus; proteasome storage granule; proteasome complex
Molecular function (GO): enzyme regulator activity
Source: RefSeq, a predicted model, not a curated record
AGGCUCCCAUCCGUCGCCGCCAACGCCCCGUCCAUCUCGGCUCUUCCCCGCGAGUUACUCAUCUGCCUCGCCGUCGCUCUCAUUCCAUCCACCUCCACUCUCUUUGCCAAGGAGUCUUCAGCCAUCCGCUCGUGCACCUAUCCUCGCCACCACACAUUUCUUCAGGCAAGCUCGGAAUGACCAAGGACGAAACCCUGGCCGAUCAGAAGAAGCAGCAGCAGGCCGACGACAAGGCUGCUGUCUCCAAGGCCGAUCCGAAGAAGAAGGAGGCCGAGGAGGAGGAGCUGUCCGAAGAGGACCAGCAGCUGAAAAACGAACUCGAGAUGCUGGUCGAACGCCUCAAGGAAAACAACGUUGUCCUCCACAAGCCUGCUCUCGAGACCCUCCGUACACUCAUCCGAACCUCGACCUCGUCCAUGACGGCCGUGCCCAAGCCCCUCAAAUUCCUGCGCGCCCACUACUCCACCAGCAUCGCUGUCUUCGAGGAAUGGCCCCAGAGCGACAACAAGAAAGACCUGGCCGACAUUCUAUCGGUACUCUCCAUGGCCUAUGCCGAGGAAGGCAAGCGCGAUAGCUUGAAAUAUCGUCUGCUUGGAUCUGGCGAGGCUCCUGGCUCCUGGGGUCAUGAAUAUGUUCGACACCUCGCCAGCGAGCUUAGCGCCGAGUAUCUGGCCAACUCCGAGGAGGAAAAGCCCACCGACUACAUCCUGGCUUUGGCCCUGGAGCUUGUUCCCUUCUUCCUGCAGCACAACGCCGAGGCCGAUGCAUGCGAUCUGCUCCUCGAGAUCGAGGCGCUUGACCAGCUGCCCAAGUUUGUCGACAAGAACACCUAUCAGCGUGUCUGUCUGUACAUCAUCAGCUGCGUCAACUAUGUUGCCCCGCCCGAUGAUGUGUCCAUCCUCAAGACGGCCCACACCAUCUACCGCAACCUUGGCCACUUGCCGGAGGCCCUGCAGAUCGCCAUUAAGCUGAACGACCAGGAGCUUAUCCAUGAAGAUUUUAAUAGCUGCCAAGACCCACUGCUACAAAAGCAGCUCGCCUACAUGCUCGCUCGCCAGCAAGUCAAGUUUGAUGCAGACGAAGCCAUCACCGAGAUCCUCAACAACACCCAGCUCUCGUCUCACUUUUUGGCUCUUGGCCGCGACCUCGACGUUAUGGAAGCCAAGACCCCCGAGGACAUCUACAAGAGCCACCUCGAGAACAUUCGCUCUGGUGUUACAACCGUCGACUCGGCCAAGCAUAACCUCGCCUCCACCUUCGUUAAUGCCUUUGUCAACGCCGGCUUUGGCACCGACAAGCUCAUGCUGGAUCAGGAUCAGAGUGGAUCGUGGAUCUACAAGAACAAGGAUCACGGCAUGAUCAGCGCCGCGGCGUCGAUUGGCUCGAUCAUGUUGUGGGAUGUCGAAACGGGCCUCACCCACAUCGACAAAUAUCUGUACGCCGAGGACAACAAUGUCAAGGCCGGCGCUCUCCUCGCCAUCGGACUGGUUACGGCCGGUGUCAAGAACGAGUCCGACCCCGCCCUUGCCCUGCUCAGCGAGUACAUCAACAGCGAUCAGUCCGUCCUGCGCACUUCGGCCAUCAUCGGCCUUGGCAUUGCAUAUGCUGGCACUGCACGCGAAGAUGUCUUGGAGUUGCUGCUGCCCAUUGUCAGCGACACUGGCUUGACCAUGGAGAUCUCGUCCCUGGCGGCCCUCUCUUGCGGCCUCAUCUUUGUCGGCACUUGCCAUGGCGACAUCACCUCAACGAUUCUGCAGUCGCUGAUGGAGAGCGAGGACGCACAGCUCAAGGACGGCUACGCCAAGUUCAUGGGCGUGGGACUUGCGUUGCUCUACCUCGGCAAGCAAGAGGCCAGCGAGCCCACGCUGGAGACUCUCAAGGUCAUCGAGCACCCCAUCGCCAAGCAAAUCGAGGUCAUGGUGGAGACCUGUGCCUUUGCCGCUACCGGCAACGUGUUGAAGAUUCAAAAGAUGCUGCAUCUUUGCAACGACCACCUGGAUCCCCAGAAGGACGACGACAAGUUCCAGGCCAUCGCUGUCCUUGGUGUGGCUCUCAUUGCUAUGGGCGAAGACAUUGGCGCCGAGAUGGCUCUGCGGCAGUUCAACCAUUUGAUGCACUACGGCGAGCCUGUGAUCCGACGCACUGUGCCCCUGGCUCUGGGUCUCUUGUGUGCGUCCAACCCCCUCGUGCACGUCCUCGACAUCCUGAGCAAAUACUCGCACGACAACGAUCCGGAUGUCGCCAUUUCGGCCAUCUUUGCCAUGGGUCUGGUCGGCGCCGGCACCAACAACGCCAGGAUGGCACAGAUGCUGCGGCAACUCGCUGCCUACUACCACAAGGAGCCCAACCAUCUGUUUGUCGUCCGCAUCGCCCAGGGCCUCCUCCACAUGGGCAAGGGCACUUUGACGAUCAACCCGUUCCACUCGAACCGCAUGCUGCUCUCUCCUGUAGCUAUGGGCGGUCUCUUGACCACGCUGAUCGCAUUUAUGGAUCCCAAGUACACUAUCCUGGCUCGAGCGCACUACUUCCUGUACUAUCUGGUGCUGGCCAUGUACCCGCGAUUCCUGGUGACUCUGGAUGAGAACCUGAAGAGCAUCCCGGUGACGGUCCGCGUCGGUCAGGCCGUCGAUACUGUUGGCCAGGCUGGACGACCCAAGACCAUCACCGGCUUCCAGACGCACUCGACUCCGAUCCUGCUGGCCUCGACAGAGCGUGCCGAGUUGGCAACGGAGGAGUGGCUGCCGUUGACGCCCGUGCUGGAGGGCUUUGUGAUUCUGAAGAAGAACCCUGAGUGGAUGGACGAGGACAAGGACACAAAGUGAUCCCGCCGCUGCUUGAGCGUGAUAGCGCAUCCAUUUCCACCCUCCCGAGCAUCAUUUCUUCUGCCUUUGGUGCUCCCUCCAUGGGAUCGACUGCAGGACGUGCUGUAUCGUUCCAAGCUUCCGUCCUGGACAAUAAAAUGCGAAAUGAGCCCACCUUGAA